Trichophyton benhamiae CBS 112371 is the source of this 1269-nucleotide messenger RNA. RefSeq lists its product as uncharacterized. Bases 1 to 1269 code for a protein of 422 amino acids. Lineage: Eukaryota; Fungi; Ascomycota; Eurotiomycetes; Onygenales; Arthrodermataceae. Gene Ontology annotation, biological process: protein localization to nuclear inner membrane; nuclear pore organization; NLS-bearing protein import into nucleus. Gene Ontology annotation, cellular component: nuclear pore; nuclear pore central transport channel. The record is from RefSeq and is a predicted model, not a curated record. Gene Ontology annotation, molecular function: structural constituent of nuclear pore. The transcript is spliced from 3 exons.
AUGGCGCUAUUUGGCACGCAGAAUCAACAAGCUUCGGCUCCAUCUCUGUUUGGCCAGUCGACGAACCAGCCCCAGCAGACUGGAAGCAUAUUUGGCACUCAACAGCAACCACAGCAGCAGGGAAGUUCCCUUUUCGGACAGUCACUCCAGCAGAAGCCUCAGAGUAACUUAUUCGGUGGCAUUGGGCAACAACAAAAGCCCAGCCCGUUUUCUGGAUUCGGCACUACAGCGCAGCAGCAACAACAACAGCCACAACAAACUGGAGGGUUCACUCUUGGAUCUACUACUACGCAGCAACCACAAAAUCAACAAAAUGCAAGUCCAUUCGCGGGUUUCGGUACGACGCAGCAGCAGCAGCAGCAGCCACAGGCGCAGACUGGAAAUACGUUCUCAGGUUUCGGUGCUCCUCCACAGCAACAACAACAGCAGCAACAACCCCAGCUAGGUCAAACUCUAGGAUUUUCGCAAGCUGGUAGUUCAACGAUUUGGACUCCUGGACAGGGAAUGACGGGAGUUCACCGAACCGUGCCAAUGCAGAUAAUGAUCGUGAAGGACAAAUGGGAUGCUACUAAUCGGUCAUCUCCAUUCCGUGGUUACCUCUAUAAUAAUGUGGGCGAGGAAUCCGCGCCAUUUUUCCAGCCGGGCCCCAACGACGAUGAGAACAAGUGGGAGGAGGCUUUGAGAAAGCGGCCAGGGCCUGGUUAUGUCCCCGUUCUUGUGCAGGGAUUUUGGGAGCUGGGGAAGCGCACACAAAGACAGAAGGAUUUCUUGUCAAUGAUGCAGACACGACUACAUGAAAUUAAUAAUGCUUUGACGGAGUUACUGUCACGGCAUGACUUGGCCAUAUCUGUCAAGAUUGCAGCUUGUCGACGGAAACACAAAGUGCUGAGCCAAAGAUGCCUUGCGUUAGCAUCGAAGACGCAGCUGUUGCGAAACCGCGGAUAUGCUAUGGACCAAACAGAAGAAGAACUAGCCAAGAAACUGUUCCAGCUGGAGCGGGCAGUUUUCGACCCAUCGCUUAACGGAAGAUCAGAGGAGAUUUGGGCUAGGAUGCUGGCCAUCCGGGAGAACUCAAAGCGCCUUCAGCUUGAAAUUGAACGUACAGGAAAUGACACAUCUAACCAAGCAGACGAUUCUCUUGACGAUGCAGCGCUAAAAACAGCUAAGAAGAUUCUUGAGGACUAUGCUACUCAGAUUCAGCAUUUGAACAAGGAACUUGCUUCUGUUCAAAAGGAUUUUGGAAACCUCGAGCAGUCUAUACCCUCUUAA